Tachysurus fulvidraco (yellow catfish) is the source of this 1393-nucleotide messenger RNA. RefSeq names its product mitochondrial rRNA methyltransferase 3a (gene mrm3a). NCBI's taxonomy places the organism in Eukaryota, Metazoa, Chordata, Actinopteri, Siluriformes, Bagridae. Gene Ontology annotation, molecular function: RNA methyltransferase activity; RNA binding. Gene Ontology annotation, biological process: RNA processing. The transcript has 4 exons. The record is from RefSeq and is a predicted model, not a curated record. Bases 23 to 1357 code for a protein of 444 amino acids.
ACGUCAUCCCAAAACAACAAAGAUGGCGGCGCGCAUCAGCAGCGUGAGUCGCGAGCUCAUGGUCGUUACUGAACGGAGGUCGUCGCUAUUGAGGGGCUGUAACGUCGUCCUUGUAAACUCGAGAAGAUUUAUACGAGGUCUUAGGCGGAGACCUGUAGCGGUCCUUUAUCCCGGGGAUAAACACGAGACUCUUAUUAAACCACCAGAGCAAAACAAGCAGCGUGAACAUGACCCCAAGGCUCAGAAGAAGCGUCCUGACAAAACAGAUGCACAAAGGCUUAAAGGAAAAGCCACUGACUCAGGAGUGGGGAAGUCUAGUGGAAAUCCUCCCAGGGUGGUAGUGAGGAACCAAAGUGUGAGGGAGCAGCUGGACGGCCUGCGGUUCGAUAAAGCUCUUCCUGGAGACAAGAGACUUGCGAAGAUGGUGAGCAUCGCCCGCUCCAGGGCAUUUCGAGAGCAGGAGGGCAAAGUGCUGCUGGAGGGCAAGCGUCUGAUCUGCGACGCCAUGGCUGCUGGAGCGUCUCCUCAGAUGUUGUUCUUCAGCAGAGUAGAGCGCCUCAGAGAGCUUCCACUGGACAAACUGGGCCAGGCAUCUUUGGUCAAAGUCAAAUUUGAGGAGCUCAGAGUCUGGUCUGAUCUGGUCGCUCCACAGGGGAUUAUCGCCAUAUUCUCAAAACCAGAUGAAUCCCGGCUUACGUUCCCCAAAGAUCUUCGUCUCCAGUCCGUCCCGCUGUUCCUGAUCUGUGACGAGGUGCGAGAGCCGGGAAACCUGGGCACCAUUCUGCGCUGUGCCGCUGCAGCCGGCUGCGAUCGCGUCCUCCUCACUCGAGGCUGUGUGGACCCAUGGGAGCCCAAAGUUCUGCGUGCUGCGAUGGGAGCCCAUUUCCGUUUACCCAUAGUCUCUGGUUUGGACUGGGACACUGUUUUAGAACACUUACCGGAGCCAGUGACUGUCCACGUCGCGGACGAAGGAAGUGGGAACGUGAGGAGACGUGAGACAGAGGUUCAACAGCUGGGUGAGACUUGCAGUAAUGCUGUGUCAGAGGGGUACACAGAGUCAGACUGUGAUGAAUCUGAUGAGGAGACGUCUCCUCCACGUGUGGAGCAGAAGGUGUAUCAUGAGAACUGGGCACAAAGAAACACCGCUCUAGUGAUUAGCGGCGAGACACAUGGACCGAGCACAGAGGCUCUCCAGCUGGCCGAGGAAACGGACGGACAUAAACUCGUCGUUCCUCUGGCUAAAGGAGUCGAGUGUCUGAAUUCAGCCAUGAUGGCUAGCAUCCUGUUAUUUGAAGGGCGAAGGCAGUUGAUGAAAUUUGUGCAGAAAUCAAGAAGAGGAAAAUCUUUUAUCCACUGAUCAGCACUUCUCUAAUGUUAAAGGUUGUCUCUGACA